Molecule: messenger RNA, 1215 nt
Organism: Procambarus clarkii (red swamp crayfish)
Lineage: Eukaryota; Metazoa; Arthropoda; Malacostraca; Decapoda; Cambaridae
Product: zinc finger protein 429-like
Source: RefSeq, a predicted model, not a curated record
AUGACAAACCUCGACAAGAAACCUCCGGGUUCACCUCGACAAGAAACCUCCGGGUCCACCUCGACAAGAAACCUCCUGGUCCACCUCGACAAGAAACCUUCUGGUCCACCUCGACAAGAAACCUCCUGGUUCACCUAUACAAGAAACCUUCUGGUUCACCUCGACAAGAAACCUCCGGGUUCACCUAUACAAGAAACCUUCUGGUCCACCUCGACAAGAAACCUCCUGGUUCACCUAUACAAGAAACCUUCUGGUCCACCUCGACAAGAAACCUCCGGGUUCACCUCGACAAGAAACCUCCGGGUCCACCUCGACAAGAAACCUCCGGGUCCACCUCGACAAGAAACCUCCGGGUCCACCUCGACAAGAAACCUCCGGGUCCACCUCGACAAGAAACCUCCUGGUUCACCUAUACAAGAAACCUCUGGAUCCACCUCGACAAGAAACCUCCGGGUCCACCUCGACAAGAAACCUCCGGGUCCACCUCGACAAGAAACCUCCGGAUCCACCUCGACAAGAAACCUCCGGGUCCACCUCGACAAGAAACCUCCGGGUCCACCUCGACAAGAAACCUCCGGAUCCACCUCGACAAGAAACCUCUGGAUCCACCUCGACAAGAAACCUCCGGGUCCACCUCGACAAGAAACCUCCGGGUCCACCUCGACAAGAAACCUCCGGAUCCACCUCGACAAGAAACCUCCGGGUUCACCUCGACAAGAAGCCUCCGGGUCCACCUCGACAAGAAACCUCCGGGUCCACCUCGACAAGAAACCUCCGGAUCCACCUCGACAAGAAACCUCCGGGUCCACCUCGACAAGAAACCUCCGGAUCCACCUCGACAAGAAACCUCCGGGUCCACCUCGACAAGAAACCUCUGGAUCCACCUCGACAAGAAACCUCCGGGUCCACCUCGACAAGAAACCUCCGGAUCCACCUCGACAAGAAACCUCCGGAUCCACCUCGACAAGAAACCUCCGGAUCCACCUCGACAAGAAACCUCCGGGUCCACCUCGACAAGAAACCUCCGGAUCCACCUCGACAAGAAACCUCCUGGUCCACCUCGACAAGAAACCUCCUGGUCCACCUCGACAAGAAACCUCCGGAUCCACCUCGACAAGAAACCUCCUGGUCCACCUCGACAAGAAACCUCCGGGUCCACCUCGACAAGAAACCUCCGGGUCCACCUCGACAAGAAACCUCCGGAUCCACCACUAG